This is a messenger RNA of Hyalella azteca, 1502 nucleotides long. Its product is annotated as reactive oxygen species modulator 1. The record is from RefSeq and is a predicted model, not a curated record. The transcript is spliced from 3 exons. Gene Ontology annotation, cellular component: TIM23 mitochondrial import inner membrane translocase complex. Gene Ontology annotation, biological process: protein insertion into mitochondrial inner membrane; protein import into mitochondrial matrix. Bases 94 to 339 code for a protein of 81 amino acids. Lineage: Eukaryota; Metazoa; Arthropoda; Malacostraca; Amphipoda; Hyalellidae.
CACUUCCUAUUCUCACUCUCAUCUUGUUUACAAUUUUCACGUUGCAAAUUUAAGCUCUCGUUCAGAAGUCUUUGAGACUGUGUCUUUGCCGAGAUGCCUGCCAUGCCAAGUGGAAGCUUGUAUCAAUCCCAGGGGCCCAGCUGCUGGGACAGAGUCAAGAUUGGUUUUAUGAUGGGCUUUUCAGUUGGACUGGCAACUGGAGCACUCUUUGGUGGCUUUACUGCUAUCAGGUAUGGCUUGAGAGGUCGUGAGCUGGUGGGCAAUGUUGGCAAAGUGAUGCUACAGUCUGGCGGAACAUUUGGCACCUUCAUGGCUAUUGGCAGCGGCAUCCGCUGCUGAAUACUUAUGCUCUCUGGCCAUGGCGUCGAGCCAUUUUAUUACGUAUUGGAAGUUCUUGUAUGAAGCAUCUGUGGUGCUAUAUUUGUUAUCCUAUAUUCUCGACGUAUGGACUUGCAGAAUUAUGCCUGUGCAAAUUUUUGGGAGGUUUUCAUUGCCUUUCUGUGUGUGUAUAUUAUAUUGAUAUGCUCAGGAUAAAGCAGUGAUUGUAACAUUGUGGAAAUGACAAAAUAUCAAUGCCUUUAGAAAUAUUGUCAAGGUUACCGACCAACUUAGCUCUUUACCGACCGAGGUGGAAAGUGGCAUGUUGUCAAUUUGUUUUAUGUGCUAAUCUCAUAACAUUUGUAUGUGAACUAUCGUAGCUGGUCGUGCCUUUUGCUUAUUAAAAAUUCAUACAUACUGCCUAAUUGUAGUGGCUCACUUAAAUUUCGCUAUUACUUGUAACUGGUGCAUUUCAUUUAAUUCUUUCACUGUAGCAGAUAGGCGCAACAGAAACUUAAAUGCAUAAUAUUUAGCUCCGUGUAAUUCAAUUCAAAUUUGGCGGAAAAGAGGGAGAUUGAAUUAUGCGUGACUUCAGUCAUGACUUGUAGAAAAAGAUGAUAUUGGAUCGAAAUUGACUUGGUGUCAGUACUUCUGCGUGUUUGUGAGGUAGAAUUACCGGCAUGUUAAAGUUGUUGACAUGAUGACGAAAGUGCCACAAGUUAAGUAGAUAGAAUCUUCCUAACCGAGAUUAAAGCUGGGUUUCUAAAUGCAUACUUUGCUACCCUUAAUUUUGUACAGCUCAUAUUAUUUCAAACAUUAUCUCGUAUGCUUUAACCUUGUAUCAAUUAUUUAUACUCUCGAAUCAAGUUGCUUAUCAAUUGUAUGAACUGUCUAAGUUUUAGCCCUCAUCACCAAUUUUUUGUGUAAAGAAAAUUUGAAACUGGAGUUUUGAGAUUUUCGAUUCGAGUCAGUUGACAAAUCUCUGUACUAUUUUUUUUCUUUGUGUUAGGCUAAAACUUUAUUAUUUUUAUUAUGCUUGGUUGGAAGCAUUCCAUAAUUAUUUGAGCUACGUUACGCAUUAUAUAUUGCUCAUACCAGCCAUACGUCACUUGUAAAUAUAUAUAUACAGUUCUGUUGUCAUCCAGCCGUAACUUGCGUUUUCAAAUAAACCGUGUCUAAGUGCU